AUGGGCCUAAACGAGGACUUCGACGACCGACAGAUCCAAACCGAAGCCGAGCAACAACCAUACAUACCUUAUGAGUAUCAGACUGAGAACAAUGACUCGUGGGCUGGUGCCUUGCCGGUGAAGCAGGGUCUCUAUGACCCUUCUUAUGAGAAGGAUGCUUGUGGUGUCGGUUUUGCUUGUCAUAUCAAGGGCAAGCCUAGCCACAAAAUUGUCAGUGAUGCCCGUAACCUGCUCUGCAACAUGACCCACCGUGGUGCUGUGGGAUCCGAUGCACGAGAUGGUGAUGGUGCUGGUGUCAUGACAUCCAUCCCCCACCGGUUCUUCAUCAAGAACUUUGAGAAGGAGGAGGACAUUAAGCUGCCUCCCCUUGGCCAGUACGCCGUGGGAAACCUGUUCUUUAAGCCCGACGAGGAGACUCUUCAAGAGUCCAAGAGGCAGCUGGAAGAUGUUGCCGAGUCGCUGGGCCUCCGAGUUCUGGGAUGGCGAAGGCCUCCCGUCGACUCGACACUUCUUGGACCUGCUGCCAAAUCGCGUGAGCCCAUCAUCGCUCAGCCUUUUGUUGUUCUUGCCUCUGCUUACGGCACUGGCAAUGCCCCCGAGAUGACUGACCCUGAGAAGUUUGAUGAGCGUCUGUUCGAGCGACAGCUGUACAUCUUGCGAAAGCGUGCUACUCAGAGCAUUGGUCUACACAACUGGUUCUAUCUCUGCUCCCUUUCAAACAAGAACAUUGUCUACAAGGGGCAGCUUGCUCCUGUCCAGGUUUACUCUUACUACCACGAUCUUGUCAACGCCGACUACGAGGCUCACUUUGCUCUGGUGCACUCUCGCUUCUCUACAAACACUUUCCCCUCAUGGGACCGUGCCCAGCCCUUGCGAUGGGCUGCUCACAACGGUGAGAUCAACACACUCCGAGGUAACAAGAACUGGAUGCGUGCCCGUGAGGGUGUCAUGCAGUCCGAUGUCUUCAAGGAGGAGCUUGAGCAGAUGUAUCCUGUUGUUGAGGAUGGUGGUUCCGAUUCCGCUGCUUUUGACAACGUUCUCGAGCUUUUGACCAUCAACGGUGUCCUCUCUCUUCCUGAGGCUGUUAUGCUCAUGGUUCCUGAGGCUUGGCAGGGUAACCAACACAUGGAUCCCAAGAAGGCUGCAUUCUACGAGUGGGCUGCUUGUCAGAUGGAACCUUGGGACGGUCCUGCUCUAUUCACAUUCGCCGAUGGUCGAUACUGUGGUGCUAACCUUGACCGAAAUGGUCUCCGACCUUGCCGUUUCUACGUCAUGGACGACGACCGUAUCAUCUGCGCUUCCGAGGUUGGAACCAUUCCCGUUGAGCCUGAGACUGUAAUCCAGAAGGGUCGUCUUCAGCCUGGUCGCAUGCUGUUGGUCGACACACAAGCUGGCCGUAUCAUCGAUGACAAGGAGCUGAAGGAGGCUGUUUCGAGCCGAUAUGACUUCCGAGCAUGGCUCGACAGUGAAUUGAUUACUCUGCCCAAGGUCGUUGAGAUCAUGGAGCAGGCUCUGGAUCUUGCGCCCAAGCUUGAUGACAAAACUAUCCAGUCCGACCCUCUGCUCCACUCCUACGGCUACACUCAUGAGCAAGUCAGCUUGCUACUCGCUCCCAUGGCGGCUGAUGAGAAGGAGGCUCUGGGUUCCAUGGGUAAUGAUGCUCCUUUGGCUUGUCUGACCCAGGCCCCUCGUCUUCUUUAUGACUACUUUCGACAGCUGUUCGCCCAGGUUACCAACCCUCCCAUCGACCCUAUUCGAGAGUCUAUUGUCAUGUCUCUUGAAUGUUAUGUUGGUCCCCAAGGUAACCUGCUCGAGAUGGAUGCCUCCCAAUGCGGUCGCCUUCUACUUCCUAGCCCUAUCCUCUCUAUCGAGGAGUUUAAUGCCAUCAAGAACAUGUCCAACAAGUACUCUGAGUGGACCGUCAAGACUAUUGAUUUGACUUUCCCUAAGAACCAGGGAGUUCAGGGCUACAUCAAGCACCUUGAUGAGAUCUGCAACGAGGCUUCAGCCGCCAUUGAGGCUCGGGACCGUGUCAUUGUCCUGUCUGAUCGCAACACCUCGGCUGACCGAGUACCCGUCUCUGCUGUUCUGGCUUCUGCCAUGGUUCACCAUCACCUUGUCAGCAACAAAUGGCGAUCCAUGGUUGCUCUUGUUGUCGAGACUGCCGAGGCUCGUGAGGUUCACCAUAUGUGUGUCCUUCUCGGUUACGGUGCUGAUGCCAUUAACCCCUACCUUGCUAUGGAGUGUAUUCUCAAGUUGAAUCGUGAGGGUCUCAUCAAGAAGAAGAGCACCAACGAGACUCUCAUCCGCAACUACAAGCACUCUUGUGAUGGCGGUAUCCUCAAGGUCAUGAGUAAGAUGGGUAUUUCAACCCUCGCCUCUUACAAGGGUGCUCAGAUUUUUGAGAUUCUCGGUCUCGACGAACCUGUCGUUGAACGAUGCUUCAGGGGUACUGCCUCUCGUAUUCAGGGCAUGACCUUUGAGCUCAUUGCUGAGGAUGCCUUCCGAUUCCAUGAGCGAGGUUUCCCUUCCAGAGCCAGCAUUGGCCCCCCCGGCCUCCCCGAGUCUGGCGAGUACCACUGGCGUGAUGGUGGUGAGCCCCAUGUCAAUGACCCUACCUCGAUUGCCAAUAUCCAGGACGCUGUCCGCACCAAAAACGACAAGUCUUACGAGGCCUACUCCCGAUCCGAGUAUGAGCAGAUCAAGAACUGUACUCUUCGUGGUCUCCUUGAUUUCAAGUUUGAGGACUGCACUCCUGUCCCCAUUGACCAGGUUGAGCCUUGGACUGAUAUCGUCCGCCGAUUCUGUACCGGUGCUAUGUCGUACGGUUCCAUCUCCAUGGAGUCUCACUCUACGCUUGCUGUUGCCAUGAACCGACUUGGUGGAAAGUCCAACACGGGUGAGGGUGGUGAGGAUCCCGAGCGAUCUCAGCGUAUGCCCAACGGUGACACCAUGCGUUCUGCCAUCAAGCAGGUCGCUUCUGGUCGUUUCGGUGUCACUUCUGCCUAUCUUGCUGACUCUGAUGAGCUUCAGAUCAAGAUGGCUCAGGGUGCCAAGCCCGGUGAGGGUGGUGAGCUUCCUGGUCACAAAGUGUCCAAGUCCAUUGCUCGCACCCGCCACUCAACCCCUGGUGUCGGUCUUAUCUCGCCUCCUCCUCAUCACGAUAUUUAUUCCAUUGAGGAUCUCAAGCAGCUGAUCUACGAUCUGAAGUGCUCUAGCCCCCGAUCUAGAGUCUCUGUCAAGCUUGUCUCUGAGGUCGGUGUUGGUAUUGUCGCCUCUGGUGUUGCUAAGGCGAAGGCCGACCACAUCCUGAUCUCUGGUCACGAUGGUGGUACCGGUGCUUCUCGAUGGACUGGCAUCAAGUAUGCUGGUCUUCCUUGGGAGUUGGGUCUGGCUGAGACUCAUCAGACUCUGGUCCUCAACGAUCUUCGUGGUCGUGUCGUUGUCCAAACUGAUGGACAGCUCAAGACUGGUCGUGAUGUUGCCCUUGCUUGUCUGCUUGGUGCUGAGGAAUGGGGAUUUGCCACUGCUCCUCUUAUUGCCAUGGGCUGUGUCUUUAUGCGAAAGUGUCACCUGAACACCUGCCCUGUUGGUAUCGCUACUCAGGACCCUGAGCUCCGAAAGAAGUUCACUGGUACCCCUGAGCAUGUUAUCAACUUCUUCUACUAUGUCGCCAACGAGCUUCGAGCUAUCAUGGCCCAGCUUGGUUUCCGAACCAUCAAUGAGAUGGUUGGACAUGUGGAGGUCCUUAAAAUGCGUGACGACCUUCGUACCAACAAGACAGCCAACAUCGACUUGUCUCUUCUCUUGACCCCCGCCCACAAGCUCCGACCUGGCGUUGCCACCUUCAACGUCCGAAAGCAGGAUCACAAGCUCCAUGUCCGACUCGACAACAAGCUGAUCUCCGAGUCUGAAUUGACUCUUGAUAAGGGUCUUCCUUCGAGAAUCGAGUGUGACAUUGUGAACACUGACCGAGCGAUGGGUACCUCGCUCUCAUAUCACAUCUCAAAGCGGUAUGGCGAGGCUGGACUGCCCAUGGACACCGUCCAUGUUAAUAUCAAGGGCUCUGCUGGUCAGUCUUUUGGUGCUUUCCUCGCUCCUGGUGUCACACUGGAGCUUGAGGGUGAUGCCAACGAUUACGUUGGCAAGGGCUUGUCUGGCGGUCGAUUGAUCAUCUAUCCUCCCCGUUCUGCAGUCUUCAAGUCCGAGGAGAAUAUCCUCAUUGGAAACACUUGCUUGUACGGUGCUACUACUGGUACUUGUUUCUUCCGUGGUGUGGCUGCCGAGCGUUUCGCCGUCCGAAACUCCGGUGCCACCGCUGUUGUCGAGGGUGUUGGUGACCACGGCUGUGAGUACAUGACUGGUGGCCGCGUCGUUGUUCUCGGAUCUACUGGUCGCAACUUUGCAGCUGGUAUGUCUGGUGGUAUUGCCUACGUCCUAGAUGUACAUGGCGACUUCCACUCCAAGCUCAACGGUGAGAUGGUCGAGACCAGCGGCCUCGAGGACCCUGCUGAGAUCGCUUUCGUUCGCGGUCUCGUUGAGGAUCACCAUCACUACACUGGCUCCGAGCGUGCCGCCCGCAUUCUCGUCGACUUCAACCGAGCUCUUCCCCGAUUCGUCAAGAUUCUUCCCGUCGACUACAAGCGUGUUCUCAUGGAGGAAGCAGCCAAGGCAGCCGAGGCUAAGCGCGCUGAGUAUAACCUGCCUGCCGUCUCUGGUGUCCAGCACAAGAAGUCCGACAAGGUUGCCAAGCUCCAGGAUCUCGAGGAGGCUGUUGGCGACAACGCCGCAGAGAAGAAGCGUGCUCUUGUCCUCGACAAGACCCGAGGCUUUAAGAUGUACAAACGUCGCCAGGAGAAGUAUCGACCUGUUAAUGCCCGUCUCAAGGACUGGGCUGAGCUGAGUUCCCGUCUUGAGGAGGAUCAGUUGAAAUAUCAGGCCGCCCGCUGCAUGGAUUGCGGUGUCCCUUUCUGUCAGUCUGAGACAGGAUGUCCUAUCUCUAACAUCAUUCCCAAAUGGAAUGAAUUAAUUUUCCAAUCGCAAUGGAAAGAUGCCCUCAACCGUCUCCUCAUGACCAACAACUUCCCUGAAUUCACAGGCCGUGUCUGCCCUGCUCCUUGUGAGGGUGCUUGUGUUCUGGGUAUUAACGAAGAUCCUGUCGGUAUCAAGUCUAUCGAGUGUGCCAUCAUCGAUCGAGGUUUUGAGAUGGGUUGGAUGGUUCCUAAUCCUCCCAAGGUCCGCACUGGCAAGACUGUUGCGAUCAUCGGAUCCGGCCCUGCUGGUCUGGCUGCUGCUGAUCAGCUCAAUCGUGCUGGCCACCUUGUUACCGUCUACGAGCGAGCUGACCGUCUUGGUGGCCUCCUCAUGUACGGUAUUCCUAACAUGAAGCUCGAUAAGCGUAUUGUCAAGCGUCGUACCGAUUUCAUGGCGGACGAGGGCAUCGUCUUCAAGACUGGUGUUGCAGUUGGCGAGGAGGGUCAUCCAUCUCUUCAGGACCUCCGAGCUAGCCACAAUGUUGUUGUUAUUGCAACUGGUGCUACUGUCGCUCGCGACCUCCCUAUCAAGGGUCGUCAACUCGAGGGCAUUCACUACGCUAUGGAGUUCCUGCACAAAAACACCAAGUCUCUUCUCGACUCUGAGCUUGGUGACAACGCUUACAUUAGUGCCAAGGACAAGCACGUUGUUGUCAUUGGUGGUGGUGACACUGGUAACGAUUGUAUCGGAACCUCUCUCCGUCACGGCGCCAAGUCUGUCACCAACUUCGAGCUUCUGCCUCAACCUCCUCCCGAGCGUGCCAACGACAACCCUUGGCCUCAGUGGCCUCGCAUUUACCGUGUUGACUACGGUCACACUGAGGUUCGCCAGCACACUGGCAAGGACCCUCGUGAGUACUGCAUCAUGUCCGAGGAAUUCAUGGACGAUGGUUCUGGCAAGGUCAAGGGCAUUAACACCAUCCGUGUCGAGUGGACCAAGUCUCCCAGCGGUGGUUGGGACAUGAAGAAGGUCGAGGGCUCUCAGCAGUUCUUCCCUGCUGACCUCGUCCUGCUUGCAAUGGGUUUCCUCGGACCCGAGGCUCGUGUUCUUGGUGAUGAAAUUGAGAAGGACGCUCGCAAGAACGUCAAGACCGCCCCCGGCAAAUAUAGCACCAACCUUGAGGGCGUCUUCGCUGCUGGUGACGCCCGUCGUGGCCAAUCUCUGAUUGUCUGGGGUAUCAACGAAGGUCGCCAGGCUGCUCGUGAGAUUGAUCUGUACCUUGAGAAGUACACCAAUCUUCCCGUUACUGGCGGUAUUACAAAGCGCACUGCACAGGAAAUCUUCAGCCAGAUCCAGGUUGAGGCUUAG
This is a messenger RNA of Fusarium poae, 6342 nucleotides long. It is a transcript of the gene GLT1, whose product is annotated as glutamate synthase [NADH]. NCBI's taxonomy places the organism in Eukaryota, Fungi, Ascomycota, Sordariomycetes, Hypocreales, Nectriaceae. The transcript has 4 exons. The record is from RefSeq and is a predicted model, not a curated record. Bases 1 to 6342 code for a protein of 2113 amino acids. Gene Ontology annotation, molecular function: FMN binding; iron ion binding; flavin adenine dinucleotide binding.